Messenger RNA from Photinus pyralis (common eastern firefly), 15037 nucleotides. RefSeq names its product transmembrane protein KIAA1109 homolog (gene tweek). The record is from RefSeq and is a predicted model, not a curated record. Gene Ontology annotation, biological process: synaptic vesicle endocytosis. Bases 155 to 14962 code for a protein of 4935 amino acids. The transcript has 39 exons. NCBI's taxonomy places the organism in Eukaryota, Metazoa, Arthropoda, Insecta, Coleoptera, Lampyridae.
AUGUCCUGUCACAGUAGCUGAAAUGUACUGCACCUCUAAUCAUUUGUGUUUACUCAAAUGACUGUUUUGUGAUAAAAUCGAUAAUUAUUUCACAAAUAUAUAACAAUAAAACUAAUAAUAAAAUGCCGUAGGUAAAGAAAAACGCCCCCUCAAAAUGAUUACGACAUUCCUAGUGCCGAUCAUUUUCAUCUACUUCACCUUCCCGACUUCGGAAGAACUGGACUCGGUGGACCUGUCCCUGCCGGAGGCCUCCCACUUAAACACCACCAUCGGCUUUCCCAACAUCGAAGUGAACUCGAAUUUCCUCUGGCUACUCUUCAGCCUGGUCUCUGCGAUAUCGUGGGUAGUUUACAUCACGUACUACAACUCGAGGGUUGCCGGAUAUGUGAUCACGCGAAUUAUUAAUCGGAUAUUCAUCAGCGAUGGUUACUUCAAAAUCGGAUCGUUUAUCGUCGACGCCCUGGCCGGCAAGGUGAUGUUUCGCGAUGUCGUGUACAUCACGCACGAUUACAGCGUGCGAGUGCAGGACGGCUACCUGAUCUUCCGCUGGUGGCGUUCGUACGUUCCGAAGGACGUCAGCGAGGACCUCUCCCACUCGGACACGCGUCUCUCGGUCGUGCUCAACGGUUUCGAGCUGCACACCUACAACCGUUCGGAGAUGUACGCCGGCCUCGAGAAGAUCUUCGGCCUGGAAUCGCACAUCUUUCCCGAUAAUCUCGAUAAGAACGAAAACAAGGAGAGGACGAACAGUAACUCGACGAUCGACAAGUCGAAGAAUAAGCAAAUAUCGGAGGCGACGAUGGCGCGCACGUGGCGCGACCUGAUACCCGUAAUAAAGAUGGACAUUUCGUCCGGACGGCUCGUGUUCGGAAAUCGACUGGUGCCGACCACUCUGAGCAUCACAAUCGAGGAGUCCCACUUCGUGUACUCGACCAAGCCCGCCGUGAACACUCUGGAUCGUUUCAUGCACUUCGUCAAGUGCAAAUCGGAGAACGUACGCGUUAUGCUCGUACCGAGCCCGAAGUACACCGGCAUGCUGGACGAGCCCCCUCGAUAUAUGGGGGAGGGAUUCGUUUUGAUGUCGACGAAUGACUUGGAACUUUACUUCUACAUGGACGAACCAGGUAUUGUACCCGAACAACCCGUGCAAAUUACUCUGGCCAAUGGCGACGUGGUCGACUCGAGUCCUCCACUGUGGGGUAUCGACAUCAAAUGCGGCAAGGGAACCGACUUUAGCUACGGCCCGUGGGCCGAUCGUCAGCGCGAGCACCUUUUCAAGUUCUUCUACCCUCAAACGUACCUCCCGAUGGAGGUCACGAAACCGCUCGAACCCGGCGACAAACGCCAGAUGCAGUCCUUCGACGUCCGCCUCCUCUUGCAGUACGAGGCCACCAUCGACAUUCUCUUCUCGAAGAACAAGGAGACGAACGCGACCCACGUCAACGUCGGCGCCGGCAGCUACCUGGAGAUCACGAUUCCGUGGGUCACGCUGAGCCAAGGCUACACGACGCGCAUCAACGGGCAACUGCUCCACCUGGACGCGACGACCAGCUUGCAAUUUCGCGAUUUCGUCUCGACGGAAACGUUGGAGUUCUGCGUCCAGUGUCACUAUCCGCUGAUCUGGAACGACCCACAGCUCUGGGAGCUGAGCCUGACCGGAUGCAAGGCCACUGUUAACCUCAUUUUCUCCCACAAGUGGUUUUUUCAAGAUUUAAUCAACGAUUGGUCGUCGAAGCAACGGCCCGAUAUCCUGCACUUCGUCCCGUACACUUGGAGAUUUGGUUUGACCUUGAAGCACUGCGAGCUCCUGACACUUGUUAACCAGUACAACUGGAUUGAUUGCAGCAGCGUGGGACAACGACAGCGUUUGGAGAACACCCAGAUGGCGCUGUGCGCGUACUUUCUGCAUCUGUCCUUCGAUUUACCCUUUGAGGAAUUUCUACCCGAAACUAUUCCAUUAAAUUUUAGUAUACAGGGCGAAAGCAUAGAUUUGAGCCUAUUCAUCCCCGAAUACCACACAAGCCGGGACAUAGUGCUGUCGCUCGAGAAAAAUUCCAAGGUCCUCUCGAAGGACGGUUCGAUGACGAAGAAGGCCGAGAUCAUACCGAAAUGGAGGAACAUCUGCGUGAACAGUUUGGGCUGGGUCGACUUCUGGUGGGUGCCGAUCGGGGCGAUCAACAUCGGUUACGUCUAUCAUCCGUCGCCGCCGUUGGGACCGACGCCGCAGGCCGACAUUUCGACUCCGGUGAAGGAGGAGCUUCUGCUGUCGCCGAUAAGGUUCCCGCGCAAUCGAAAGGCGCAUCGGCCCUCGCAUGACGGAACCCAAAAAUUCGAUCCGACAAUCCUGAAACCCGACAAGGUAACCGUCGAGUUGGAAAUCGGGCCCUCUGUGCUUCUACUGUACGGCACGGCCUUGAGAAACUUCCUCAACUUCAAAGAGAACAUUUUCGGAGACGACCAAAUGUUCGUCGACAUGCAGACGAGUAACUCGCCGGGCGAGAGCCAAACAGCCGAGUUUAAAAACGACGACAGCUCGCAUGUGCCACUUGAGCUGCGAGAGGAGUUCGAUGAACGAUAUUACCGCCCCCUUGAGGUUGACGUUUCGGUAAUAAUGCACGAUAUUCAGGCCCACUUGUUGAAGUAUUGUAAUCAGAAUGACCCCCCGUGCCCGGUGAUUCUUAUCGAGAGGUUUGGGUUCGAAAUGAAAAAGCGAUACGACCAGACCGAGCUGCAGCUCUUAAUCAGUCCAUCGGUGCUGCUCGUCUCCGAUCACAUAAAUCGUCCAUCCAAGGACAAACAAUUGAACCAAGGCCGUCUGACGUUAUCUGCCUUACAGAUUCGCGGUCACGCGAUGUUCUCGAACGAAGGCUGCUCGCUCGACGAGGACACCGUCGAGUAUGCGUGGUUGCUCGAAAUUCAGCUGGGGAAGUUAAGCGGCAAACUGACCGCGCCGCAAUUGCAUUCGAUUGUUCUCAGUCUGGAAACCCUAGUGCUUUUAAUGGCGGACACCGAGAACGAGUUGAACUCCCCGACAAAUGUCAACAUGCUGACCACCACUCGCGUCGUUGCCACCACGAAGAUGGCACCUCAAAAUCUCUCCCAAAACGUGCAGCAAACAAUUCAGCAGUUUCUACAGCAGAAGGCCAACGUCGCCAGCAAAUCCACGGCGCAGCCUGCCGAAAAAUCGGAAGUCGUUCUCAACGUGACGAACGAAGACGCCUCUAGCGUUCACAAAAUGAAGUACAAGUUCUGUCGGGUGGCGAUCGACGCCGUCGACUUUUGGCUCGUCGAAAGCGGCGCCGCGUUGCAACUGUGGAUAUCCCCGGUGCGCCUAUCGACCUGCAACCUGCACGGCAAGCAGGUCGGUAACGGGCUCAGCGCGAUUCUCUACAGCAUGUCACUGCGACAGCUCAUCUGGCAACAUCACAAAUACUCGCACGCCAAGCAGGUGAGCGACUCCGACCACUGGCUCGAGGUGGGCGUCGUCAACUUCGCCCCGCUCGUCAUCGAAUCGGCGAUGUCCGCGAGCGCGAAAAACCAAGAGCUGCACGCGCUCCAACAGAAAUUCCUAAAGACCCACGACGCGAAAUGGAAGAAGCUGUCGUUCUUGUGGCCCGAACUCUCAAAGUCGACGGACAAGUGCGGCUGCAGCGGCGGCUGCGCGUUCUUCGGCGGCAACCGCAACGGGGCGAAGUUCUUCAAGCCGACCCGAAAAGAUCUCGACGAGGGAAUCAACAUAGCCGCGUUCUGCGUGAACGAGAGCGGCAAAGAUCCCGGUUUCGGGCAGAGCAUCCUCCACGACGGCCUGCUGAUCUUUCGCACGCCCCCGUACAUCGUUAACGAGAUCUUUCUACAGGACUCGGCCGUGAGGGCGCCCGCGGCGGACAGUUCGGGCAAACGGACCGAGACGCACGCCUCGUUUUCCAGUCCGAUCAGUUUAAACGAGCGGAGGAUUAGUCGGCGAUUUUCUUCUACGUCGAUCAGGAGCAAAGACGUGCCCUAUUCGAGAUUGAUGGACACACUCCCCCCCAAGCUGGACAGCGACUCCAAGCUUCACUUCGAGAAGGGAAACCUGAACGUCCCAGACAAGGAGUCCUUCCCGAAGAACAGCAUCUCCGAUUCGAAGCUAGCGGUCGACUAUUUCGGCGCGCAACCGAAGAGCGAGCACGUCUCGCCGCCCGCCAAACCGAAGGCGGUCAACAUGUCCGAGUCGCACCACUCCCUCGGCGCGAAGGUGAACUCGGACGAGCAACUACAAAAAGCGGUAACCGGCCGAAUCGACUGUCUCAUGGGGGCUUCAUCAUUUCCGUUGCAGAUUCAGAGGACCGUGUCGAUCUCAAGCGAAAAUCAUUCAGAGGCGUUCUUCUCCGCCGACGAAGAUUUGAACGUCAAUUCGCACAACUCGAGCUUGAGGAAUUCGGUCGUGGGAUCUAAGGGCACGCUAAUCAGGCAGGACAGUGGCGCCCCUAAGGUCCCCCAAAAGAAGUACAGCAGCGAACUAAACAUCCUCGCCGAUACCAACGUGGCGACACGCAUCCAAGACAAAGUGCAGAUUCGCGCAAGUCCGACUCUGACCCUAAAAACGAAACCGGCCGAUCACGAGACCGCCGGCGCCGAGUGCGAGGAGAGCAAGCCGAGCGCGGGUCUGUUCACACCUCAACGAUGUCCGAGCAGCAGAUCGGUCAGUCCGCGUCUGCCGAGCAAGGAGCCGUCGAACACCAGCCCGAGCGCGCACAGCUCGAUCCUGCACGACACCCUAAUCGACUCCUCCGAUAGUUACAGCAGCACCUCGUACGCUUCGGCCGUGGCCAGUCAGGAGGAUCUCACCCUGAUCGACCUGCACAUGCAGGUCAACAGGCAAAUAAUCGACUCGCCCAUGCUGAUGUCGAGCUACAUCAGCCAUCUAAGUCAGGUGCGCUGCCUGAACUGGGACCAUCUCGCGUCGAACACCUGCGACGCCUUCUCCGUUCCGCUCUUCCAAAAGAACGAAGACGGAAAGUUGACGUACGUCGGCGGACGAUUCGUACCGACAAUCGAGAAGGUUACGGAGGGGGUGACGUCCUUUAAAAUGGCCACGCGCCGCGACUACAUCGAGAGUCAAAUCGCGAACAACAAGUGCGCGACGGGAUGGGAUCAGACCGAUGAUACCACCACCGAGGUGCCGACCGCGCAAGAGGAGGAACUGCUGAGCGCGCAGGGCGACGUCGGGUCGAGAACUUCGAUUAUCGUCAGGCUCCAAGGCGAUUUGGACAUUAUGAUUACGCCACUAUUACUGGAGUCGUUGCAGAAGUUCGUCGACAGCCUCACACUAACCGUCGCCAAUUUGCAUCCGUCCACGGUCAUUAACCACUUGCACGCGUCCUGCAUCAGCGAAGUGGAGGCGGCGAAUAUACUCAAGAAACGAUGCAACGUGCACAUCGUGCAGAACGAUGCCACGGAUCUGACCAAGUGCGGGGUAUACGAGGAGACCAUCAAGUCGCAACUGCAGGCGGCGAUUACGCUGCCCAAGGUCAACGUGACGCUGUUGCAAGUGUCGAUUAUUGAAGAGAUCAUUUCCUUUUCCGCACUGGAUAACAUUCGCGAUCUGACCUGCGUCUCGUUGUUCUCGGUCUCGUUUGAGAAUGUUACGACCAAGCUUCAGUUAGACAAACAGCAAAAAGAGGUGCUCCAGCUGUUCCACCGUCCCGCGGUCGUCCAGAUGGGCAGCAAGAAGGUGCUGACGAAAGCGAAGGCUUUUCUCCUCGGUCAGCACAGCAACACGAUCGCCGAUAUCAUACGGGGCGAGCCCGUCUCGAUCGAGAGCUGCGAUACCAAGCAGGAGGAGCUCGUGAUCUGCCUCAGCGUCGGAAAGGUUCACGCGCAACUGAGACGCCUGCGCAACGAGAGCAGCGUCUUGAACGACGCGAUCAUCACCGCGAUACCCGCCUACUUUUCGAAGGUCUUCUUCGCGUGCUCGAAGGCGGACGAGGUGCCCCGCCGCACCGACUACCACCUGCAGCAGCCCGCCGAAAAGCCGAACGCGUCCGAGGAGGUGAACGCCGAGGAGAAGCUCGGCUUUAUAAUGUUCGAGUGCGGGCUCGAGGGUAUUACGCUGAAGCUCGUCAAGAAAUCGCUGCUCGACCAGAGCGGCGGCGGCAACGAGUGCAAGACGCCUAUCUUCUGCGACGACCAGAAGGAGGAGAAGCUCGCCGGCGAGAGUCGGAAGGACGAGAGCGACAGUAAAGCCGUUCAGCCCGUCAUGAGGGAUAGCGCAAAUGUGUCCUCGUCGUUUAUCGAAUUCAAGACGGUCUGGUUUAAUUUCGCCGCGCCGCCGAGAGCGCCGAUCACGAGGAAGAUUGAUUACACGAGAUUGGAUUGGAACCUGCUAAGUACCGCAUCUCCGGCCAUUAACGCCUGGAUGAACCCCAGCAAUCGUUUCGCAAUUCGCGUGGUGCACAUGGUUCGCACAAUGUACAGGCGUUCGACAGCGGUCGUCGCCUGCCUGAUGUCCGAGGCUCUGGAAGCUCAAGGCAUUCACAUGACAUCGAAGAGCCGCUACGGAAUACUGAGACCUCUGGCGACCACUCUCCAAGAAGAUCCGAGCUGUCAGCUGUGCACCAUCCUGCAAAAGUACAUCCUUCAAUCCGACGUCGCCUCGAUCGAGACGAACCUACGCGAAGCGGAACUGCCGCAGCUGUCGACCCUUCGGCAAGGUGUCAUCGUGUUAAGUCGUCAAUGGAAAAAUAUCCUCCACACCCCCCUACUCGUGGAGCCCAAUCAGAAGCUGCGCAUAAAACCUUUGAACGUAACGAUCGCCGUGCCGAAAGUGGACGAGGAGAUGGGACUUACCGACGGGGAGGCGAGCGGUAACGAGGAACCCGAUAUCACUGACGAACACGCAAUGCUCUUGCAUUCCGGUAUUAUUCUUAAACCACAAGCGCACAAAAACAUCGUCGUCUUGCCCGCCAAGGCGGUCGAGAUUGGGAGCUCGCCGCGAUUGUCCGGGACGGUCGAGGGCGCGCUGCUGUCGCCGCAGGUCGCCGUCGUGUCCGGGGGAGUCGAAAGUGUUCUUACAUCGCCAAGCCCACCUGUCAACCAUCGAAAAUACAAGAAUCUGCAAGCACCUUCGAGCAGUAGAACUAGUGUCGUAUUUCCGAUUCUGAGCGGCGCCAACUUGUUCGCCCAAAAGAAGAGCCAAGACGAGUCCAACGGUUACGGGGUGCUGAAGGAGGACAAGAACACAAUCAACAUGGGCUCGGAGCCCAGCGUUUGCACGCACUCGAGCCCCGACCUGCCGUCGAGUCCGUUGCAUCGCAACACUGGCCGAACUAAGUCGAGCGAGGACUUGUACAGCUGGAUGGCGAAGCAGGACAAGCAGGAGAAGCCGGACGCGGUGGGAUCGCUCCGGGGGUACAUGGAGUCGAAGAUAAAUACUUUGCAAACGGAUUCGUCGGGUGACGAUCAGGCGAACGACGGGCGUAUCGCCUUAUAUCCCAUGCAGGACUCGCUGCGACUGCUAGACGCCCACUUCAUUUUUCAACCCCUUCUUUCGAGUCUGGGUGUCAUGUCUCGACAGUUGGUCAACACGGUAACCGGGUCGAAUUCGGAGAGUAACGUGACUUCGCUAGACGCUUUAGGUUCGAACUUGUCGUUGAUCGGUAACAUGGACACCAUGCGGAUUGACAUCAUCGUUUCGGAGCAUGGGAAGGUCGACAAGAAACGAAAGACCAAAUCGAAACCCAAGUUUAGCGUCGAGAUAAACACGGACGAAUCGUACGCGUUUAUGUGCGAGAAGAUUUCGAUCGAGGUCGAAAUGGAUCGUAAAGCCGACAUGACUGUUAACGAUAUGAUCAAAACCAAGAACGUGCUGUACAUCUCCCGAGGCCAGCUGAAGAAGCACACCAGCACGAUUUUGAACUUCAAUAUCGGCGUCCGUUUCAUAGCGCAACGCGUCAACAUGCCGCUGUUACGUUUGCUGCACCAAAUUACGAACAUGUACCAAAACGUCAAGGACACACAAAACGAGCUGCGCGAGCAGCAGCCCAUCGAAAUCCGCCACCCGAAGACGAGCAUAAGCGACCACACCGACAUGAAGCACCACUCCAGCUCGACCUCUGACCUCCAAGACGUACACCCGACCGCCGCCAAACUAAGCUUGAAGAUCUCCGACCCGGAAUCCGGCACGGCCCUGAUCUCACCCUCGCCCAGCGUCCGAUCGCGCCCGCAGAGUUUCGCGCAGAAGUUGCGCUCGACCGGCAAGAGCGUCAAGGGUUACGUUAAUUUGAGCGAGGGCGCCGGCACCCCGAUUUUUACAAGCAGCCCGUCCGGUUCCGCCCUCGAACACAUCUCGCACGUCUCCUCCGAGAAGAGCACGGGCCGAUGCUGGAAGACGAUCUACCACCUUCUCGACCUCUACGCGGCGAUGCCCGACACGAAAACAAUCACGCACCGAUUCUCGAUGGGCGCGGCCGACAUCUCCGAGUACUACAAGGGCAAGCGCAAGUACGACAUACUCACCGAGGUGAAAUCGUCGGAGGACAUCGAGAAGGUCGACGAGAUACCCGCGCCGACGCGCGAGCCCAGUACGUCCACAACCCGUCGAUUUGCGACGAACAUUAACCCGACUGUUCUAGGCGUGUCCACCGAACGGACCAAGCUGAUAAUGCUGGGAGUCGCGAGGAUACACAAGACGAAACUUCUCGCGACCCUUUCGGGUCUCAAGCUCGACGCCGAGAUCACCGGCCUGCACUCGAGCGUCACGUGUCGCAGCAAGUCGCGACCGAUCUCGCUCGAGUGCUCGAUCACCGGACAGAUCGGACGCACGACGAUCAAACUGUUGGAGGGCGUCGCGCCGAAUCAACUUCAAACCGUCGUAAAGGCGACCGUCGGCAAGUCGCAGGUUUUGUGCUCGAGCAUGAGCCGAAAGAGCAAGGAUAAGAAUUCUGCCCUGCUGACGAUUGGCGCCGUUGUCAUCGAGAUACCGCAGCAUCCGGUCGCCUUGCACGGAAUGGUUACGAGAAGUAGCAAGCAGCUAAGCUCUACAUUGCAGGAGUUGCGAGUGACGCGCACCUCCAGCCGUCUCUCGCGUGGCGGCGUACAAACCGACGAGGAACAGACCCAGCACUACACCCCCAGCAAUCACAAGAACGUCUACCAGCAGUCCGCGUCGAUUAACCGAAGCUACAACAGCGAGAGUCUGAUACACCCACUCGUCGUGCAAUUCUCCAUCGUCCUGCAGAGUCUCAGCAUCACCGCCGCGCUGUUGCCGUCGCUGCAGGCGCAGUACAAGAUGAACCAGCUGAAAAGCAUGGGAACGACCGGGAAUAAGGCGAAGUUCACGAUCGAUCUGCCCAAACAUACGUUAAGCUUCACCACGAUUUACCCGAUGAGUCAAGGCACCGACAUCCAUCUGCCGACAGAGGCCUCCAUAGCCCUACCGGUAGUGCACGUCUCCGCCGAGUACAUUCCGGAAGGCGCGACCGGACCGUUUCGAUCCGACGGCCAUCGCGGGAACGAGGGGGUCGUGUUUCGUCAGGGCGGGUAUCUGAGCGCCCAAGGUGACAUCGGGGUUUUCGAGCACAGCCUCACCACGGACCUGCUGAACCACCUGGUGUUUGUGCAAAACAUUUUUAUGAAGGAGGUUAACGAGGUCAUCCAGAAGGUCUACGGAGGAGAGAGGCCCGUUCCGAUUUGGCUCGAAGAUACCGAAGAGCCCUCAUCUCUCAACCGCCUUUUGUUUUCGCUGAUCAUUAAAAUUCAGAGAAUCCAGUUGACCGCGACCACGGCGGGAAGCAGCGCCGUUCGGCUCGAAACCGGCGCGGUCACUUUGGAGUUGUCGAAUAGGGUGCAGAACGUGUCCGGGUGCACUCAGAACAACUCUACGGCGCGACUUUUUGGCAGAGCUCAGGUGGACUUGAACCUGUCUUUGGGGCAGUUGUUGCGGAACGCCCUCUUCGAGGAAGCCGAGGCGGAGUUUCAGCAAUUUGCGUUCUUCAACACGCGGAUCGGAUUACGGAACGCGUUUCAGGAUGAAAUUAUCGAAGGUGAGGACAAGGAGGUCGUGCUAAUCACCUUAAAGCGACCAUUGAUUUACGUUCAACCCGUCGCCGUGGACAAGGCGAUCCUGGUCUGGCUGAACUACAAGAACGCCUACGACUAUUGGAACGAGAAGCGCUCGUCCAUCCAACAGAAUUACGAGAAAUUACAAAUCGGGCAGCUAACCAGUCAGCUAAGCGCCCAGCAUUUGGGCACCCUUUUCCUGCAAUUGACCGUCGAGGACAUGGGCAUUUGUCUGCCGCUGAAUCCGUUACCUUUGGCGACGUGGACGCAGCGGUGCAUUUACGAGGAGUGCCGCGGGGCGGUGGUUGUCACCUUGGAAAGUACGAGCAUAUCAGCGUGUAGUUCGGGUUCGUUGGUGAGUAAGGGGAAAUUUUCGAAUCUGUGUCUCAGAUUCGCCGAGGACUUCGAGACGUCUCUGGACGACUGGAAGCCGGAUAUGGGCGACUGCAACAUUAUGAAUCUGUGCGUCGUAAGCGAGGGCACCUACGAGGUGUGCAGUCGCACGAUCACCGGCAAACAGUGUAACGAGAAUGCCAAAUGGUUUCUCAACGUGCAGUGGCAAAUGGAAGGUGUCGACAUACAUCUCGACACGAACGUGGGGAAGCAACUGUCGGCUUUGGGGCACACGCUUACGUCAUUAACUGGCGCGGAGGACACGCAUUUUCCCGUCGAUUACGAUAGCGACGAGAAUGACGCAACGGAUGGCACGAAAACGUCGCAGGAGAGCAUUUUGCCGUCCUUCAUGCUCGAUCCGACCUUAAACAAUCGACAAAGGUCGAAGCUGAUCGAGAAGGAAAUGAACGAGCAGGCGAAAAUUAUUAACGACCUGCGAUCGCUGGGAGCCUCGCACGGCACGAUCGAGCUCGAGCUGAAGCGGCUACACGAACUGGAGGCGAUGGUCUACAAGGACUUCCGCCGAGACAUGAUGCAAAAGCUGCGGAGGCAAAGCGUCAAAGCGUCGACCAUCACCAAAGGGAAAUUGGGAAUCGGCAAUAACGCGUACAGGUCGAAAUCCUUCGUCGUGCCGAGCCCGACGAUCGAACGUCGCAGUCCCGACAACGGCAGCUACGAGAGUAGCCCCUGCUCCGGUCCCUCGCGGUCCGCGUCACUGCGAGUUAAGGGAAACUCCGGACCGCGAGUCACCUUCAGCGACACGCAAAUGUGCCGACAGUCCUCUUUACCGACGGCCAGCUCCGACAUCAACAUACCCGAAACGCAGCUCGACUGGGUCGACCACCUGACCGUUGACGGGGAGAAGGUCGAGCUGCGGAAGAAGCUGCCGCCGUCGUACGAGUCGGACGAGGGCUCGAUUAUCGUCGAUUCCAUUCACGACUCGCCCACGAAUUCGCUACCCGGGAUGUCCGCCAACGUCUCGCAGGCCGGCGUACCGCAAAAGCCGCAGGAGCCGAAUAUCGACCUUGAGCUGGACGUUAAGGUGCUAAUUAACAGCGGAAAAUGUGUGCUGCAUACCAAGGACGCGGUGCGGGAGGAGGAUAUUAAAUUAAACCGAAUGCGUAAGGAUCGAAGCUGCUCGACCGGCUUACUCGAGUUCUCAGUCUCAAACAGCCCCGACCCGUCACGACGUAAUAAAGAGAAAUUAACGACGACCACGAGUAGCAGUCGACUACGCACCAAUCCGCAUGCUUCACUUGUCGACUUGACCAUAUUCCACGUGCCGGGCAUGGAUGUUAAGCUGCACUAUCAGUCUAAGGUGAUCACCGAUAUCGUCGAUCAAAGCCAGUUCGCCGACCCGAAAGACGUCCACGCCAGCUCGGACGGUCUCUCGUCGACCUCGGACAGCGCGCGAAACGUCCAAGACGAGCUGCGGAUCGAAAACGCCUUCAAGCGCAAAGACAGCAACCUGGGCACGAGUCUCGACAGCAAAAUGAAGUACGGCAAGUCGCACUACGGACCUAGGGGCGACUUCAUAUCGGACAUCGGCUCCAACUUAAAAGGCUCCACGUCACUGCACGGAAUAUCAAACCCGAACUACACCGACAGCCCGAUAUCGAACAGGAACAGCUUGGAGAACGUUCCCCAGCUCGCCGAGAGUUACAAGGUGCCCCCUGUCACGAUGAAGAAGUUCGGAAUAAAGAAGGCGUCGCUCUUCGCUUGGAUGACGCUGCAAAGCGUGCCCGAGGAGACGAUCGUCAGUCCGCACAUCUUGGAGUUCCUCGAACAGACGCUCGAGCCGAUUCCCGCGAAAACGUUCAGCGCGCCGGGCAACAGCUCGAUACUGUCGUCGGGCGAGCAGGACCUCUCCACUUACGGCAACUACGUCUACGCGAGUUUCCCGGUCGACGUCAUCGUCUACUUCCACAUGCAGCCGAGCACGUUCCGUUUCAGUUGCCUGCCGGUCUCGAGGGUCGAGUGCAUGCUGCAGUUGCCCUCGCUCGACAUAAUUUUCAGCUCGAAAAGGGCCGAGGACGAACUUCUGCAGAGCGAGUUUCGCGAUGACACCCCGAACAACGCGACGGCGGUCGGCGGUCUCAGCGUGACCGGUUGCCUGUCCGAUUUCUCGGUGUACAUCUUCCAUCCGUACGGCGGCAAAAAGUCGGCGCUGAAGGAGGCGCAGUGGUCGCCGCUUUCGGACAGCGAGCGCAAGGAUUCGCUUUCGAUCAACGUCGAGUUCGUCAAGUUUCACCUGUCGCGCUCGCGAAUGCUGAACCUUCACCAGGAGAGCACGAAGGGAAAGUUGGAUCAGAGCAAGGCGGUCAUUCGAUUUUCAACUAUAACCGACAUCGGAUCGGCCUCCUUCAAGUACGACAUGCGCCGUCUGACCGAGAUCCUCGCCUUUCCAAAGGCGUGGUACAGGCGUUCGAUCGUGAGGCGACUGUUCCUGGGCGACCUGAGCAUGGCCGGCGCGCACACCGAAGAGGAAGGUACCAGCGCCCCUUCCGUUUCGCCGAGCUCGUCGAGACAUCACGACAGCCGAUCGGCGAAAUCGCCCAACUUGCCCAAUCGAGAGAAGCUUAAAAUUAAUUUGGAUUCCGACCGACACGCCCGGCUGAAGGAAGUCGGCCGUGCCUUUAGCGCCGAGUCCGGGUGCACCGCGAGUCCGGAACGCAAAAACAUGACGUCAUGGGAGACGCUCGUGCUGUUCGCUGUCAAUUUUAAAAAGUUGAAUGUUCACAUGAAUAUGGGCAACGUCAUGGGUAACGUGACGUGGUUAACCAAAGACUUUAGAAGCGAGGGGAGGCUGAGCAUCGGCUCGACCGGUUACAAGAAUCUGUACAUCGCGUUCGGGUUAGGAGGAUCCGGGCUGGAUGCGAAAGGUGGAAUCGUCGGUGGCAACAUCGAGAUUGCGAACAUCGACACGUUUAUACACAUAAGGGAGGAGCCGAACAUGGAACCGGAUCAUACGAUAGGCGUGCAGCUCUACGCGCUCGAGCUAAGGCUCGACUACAUGGCCACCUCCGUUCUGAUGGCGCGCGUGAGCAAUUUGAGCGUUAACGUGAAAGACGAAUGGAAACUGAACCGGUCGAGUUCCGGCACGUUUAUUCCGACGAGACGGCCGGCCAGUAUCUUCGUACACGGUGAUCUCAGCUGGGACCAACUGCAAAUUAUGAUCUCGAAAUCGUCGACGGCCGACCUGCUGAAGAUGUUCAACAAACUGGAGGAGUUCUUCUCGCAGCAGUUCAACAGCAGCAAGCGAGCGUUCAGCGGUUUCGCGCAAACGUCGCACGCGCCCAGGAUAUCGUCGCAAAAGAGCAAGGAGGCGUGGUCGAGCCAGCAGCAGAGCACCUUUAACGACGCGCGACACCACCGCCACUGGCAGCGCGUUUUGACGCAGGUCACCGGCCUGCAACUCUCCACGAUGCACACCCCGUUGCCCACGUCGGGCACGGUCCUAGGCGGUACCAUGGAGCUGCACGGCAACAACAUCUCCCUGGCGUGCUUUCACGGCAUCAACUUCAAGAGCAAAUCGUGGGCGCUGUUCAGCCUGCGAGAGCCGUGCAUCACCUUCAACACCGAGGCGCAGGAGAUUCCCUCCACAGGUUUCGCAACCGACCGAAACGCGUGCGCUGGAAUUAACUCUCACUUUGCAGAUCUAUUUCCGUCGCAGGACGUUCACGUGGUGCAGACUCUCACGUGCAGUCUGGGACUCAGCACUUACAAAACUCACCACUCGAUGGCGACCGUGUGCAAGGUGUCGCGGAACGUGUUGUUUCCGCCACAGUUCAAAUCGCUCCUGGAAUGGUUCCAGUACGCCUUCGCUAAUAGUCAAAUUGACGAGGUGGACCGCUUCCCUUCGCUCGAAAAGGAAAAGUUCGACUCGAUCGAGCGCGGCCGAAACGCCGCGCAGAAGCAGAACGACUCGAAUCACAAUCGCGAAGUGAUAUUCGCGCUGCCCAGCCUGCAGCUGCACCUAAAAACCGAACAUCUGCAGUCCGCCGGCACGCCGGACCUCACGGAGGACAAGCCGGUCGUCGAGUGCAGCUUCAUCACCGAGUUCGAGGAUCACAUCUUUGUGACCGUCGACGCGGAGGCGUUCUUCUUCCUGCACGACUUGAUCACGUCGUAUCUCAAGGAGAAGGAGCGGGUGUUCGGCACAGAAAGAAAGCACAUUCCCGAAGGCGCGAAGUCCUCGAAGCCGUCCAUCAGCUCGGCGGCGGAAAGUCAGGCCAAGAAGUCAUUCGACGACAUCUUCACGAAAGACUGGCGCAACUACAACUGCAAGACGUGGCACCUCGAGCCGACCGUGAGACUGCUGAGCGUCGCCGGCAAGUACAUCGAGCCGUACGGCAUCGACUACAUACUGCAGAAGUUGGGCUUCUCGCACGCCCGCACGACGAUACCGAAAUGGAUGCAGCGCGGCUUCAUGGAUCCGUUCGACGCGAUCCUCGCCGUUAUCACGCUCAAAAUGGUGCAGGUGGUUAAGGGGGACGGAAAUAAGAACAACGAGAAGGAGAAGACCGAGUAGUAUUAGUGAGAUUAUAUUUAUUUAUACGUUAGUUAGUUGUAUAUCGUAGUAAUUAAAAUUUUCCCUCAUGCUGUG